This is a messenger RNA of Epinephelus fuscoguttatus (brown-marbled grouper), 2303 nucleotides long. It is a transcript of the gene osgepl1, whose product is annotated as O-sialoglycoprotein endopeptidase-like 1. Gene Ontology annotation, biological process: tRNA threonylcarbamoyladenosine modification. Gene Ontology annotation, cellular component: mitochondrion. The transcript has 7 exons. The record is from RefSeq and is a predicted model, not a curated record. The coding region runs from base 188 to 1429 and encodes 413 amino acids. NCBI's taxonomy places the organism in Eukaryota, Metazoa, Chordata, Actinopteri, Perciformes, Serranidae.
ACGGCUGUAGGGCGGUAAAGGAGAAGUACGUGUGUCUACUGCUUUGGUUCGUUACCCUAAAGCCGAAUGUGAUGCUGUCUUCAUUCUUUUUUCAUUUACGAGUUUAAAAUUCAAUGGGAAACGAGGUGUGGUCACCCUCAGUUAUUAAACAAUUAUUCUAACUCAUAGUUGGUUAGCAUUAAGGGUCAUGACCAUGUUCCCUACAAAAGUAAAAAUUCUGCACAGGCUGCUACAGUUUAGAUACACAUUUUGGUGCUCUCUCUCAUUUGGAAAAGCACCUUGCUCCAGGCUGGUUUUGGGCAUUGAGACGAGCUGUGAUGACACUGGAGCUGCUGUGCUGGACGAGACCGGUGAAAUACUGGGAGAGUCUCUACAUUCACAGAAAGAAGUUCACCUGAGGACAGGUGGCAUCAUCCCCACAGUGGCACAGCAGCUCCACAGAGAAAACAUAGAGCGUGUGGUCCAGGAGGCUUUAGGGAGGAGCAACGUGGACCCAAGCCUCCUCACAGCUGUGGCAACCACUGUGAAGCCAGGCUUGGCCCUAAGCUUGGGUAUAGGUCUUGACUUCAGUAAGAGGUUUGUGAGGCAGCACAACAAGCCCUUCAUUCCCAUCCACCACAUGGAGGCUCAUGCCCUGACCGUCAGGAUGAUCCAACCUGUUGCCUUCCCCUUCCUGGUCCUGCUAAUUUCUGGUGGUCACUCACUUCUUGCUGUAGCUCGAGGAGUCGACGAUUUUCUGCUUUUGGGUCACAGUCUGGAUGAAGCUCCAGGGGAUACACUGGAUAAAGUGGCAAGACGUUUGUCCCUCAUAAAGCACCCACAGUGCUCCACUCUAAGUGGAGGGCAAGCUAUAGAGCUUCUGGCAAAGACCGGCGACAGGACGAAGUUCCCUCUCAGGACACCUAUGGGACAAACAAAUGACUGCUGCUUUUCUUUUGCUGGGAUACAGAAUCAGGUUACCAUGGUGAUAAAGAAAAAAGAGGCAGAGGAAGGUAUACAACAGGGAAUGCUGUUGUCAUGUGUGAAUGACAUUGCAGCAGCUACACAGCACACAGUUGCCUCCCACCUUGCAAAGCGCACCCAUCGUGCCAUCUUGUUCUGUAAGGCAAACAAUCUGCUGCCAUCAAGCAGUCCCACCUUGGUGCUGUCUGGGGGAGUUGCAAGCAAUCAGUACAUCCGCAAGGUUUUGACCAUCAUCACUGACACGACAGGACUACGCCUGAUCUGUCCGCCAGCCAAAUUCUGCACUGACAAUGGAGUGAUGAUUGCAUGGAACGGUGUUGAACGGCUGAGAGAAGGGAAAGGGAUUCUGCCUCCAGAUGUGGAUAUCCGCUAUGAGCCAAGGGCACAGCUGGGUGUUGAUAUGACAGCAGAGGUAAAGGCAGCAGCGAUCAGGUUGCCGUCAGUCAACCUGAAGAUCCCCAACUGACACACUGUUGGCUUUGUUCUGAGCAAAAAAAGUAUUUUGUCACUCCUACAUUUUCCCAGUUCAGAUACAUACUGUGUAUGUAUAAGCACAUUAAACAGCUAUUUAUUAAUAAACUUUUAAAAAUGUCAGUUGAUUUAACAAAAAAAAAAUCCCCUACAUUACUAACUGAAAAUAUAAAUUCCAUCAAAGUGAGAGUUUUUACUUUUCAGUGACCUGAUUUUUAAACAUUAAAGCCAUCAUUCAACAACACGUACAGUAUUUGAACACCUUGAGGACGUCUCUCCGCCUCUCCCUCUAUGUAUUAUUUUGUCAUAUGGAUUAAUGUAAUUUCAUUUUGUUAAUCUGUUCUGGACACACAGUGCACAUCUGUCAAUCCAGGGAGAGGGAUCCCUCCUCAGUUGCUCCUCUUCAGGUUUCUUCCAUUUAUUUUUCUCAGUUAAAGGUUUUUUGGGGGAAAGUUUUUCCUUAUCCACUGUGAGGGUCCAGUGACAGUGGGUGUCAUAUGUUGUAAAACCUUCUGAGACAAAUUAUAUGUGAUACUGGAAUAUAUAUAAAUAAAACAGAAUCGAACUGAAUGACUGAACAAUCUGAGGGUCAUAAACAGCAUGGGAGUGUUCACAUUUUAAACAUAAAGAUUUGUCAUAAGUUUAGUUGCUCCGUCUGGAAUCGACAUGCACUUCUAUUUGAUUGUAUGUGUUGUACAGAGAGCUGGUUUCUCCACCUGAAAGCAGAGAUGAACAGAGAUGAAAACGGGUGUUUGCUGUGCCUUCAUAAGUCCAAUCUGUCCUCUCUUAUUGUAACAUCACUAAAGAAAUGAAACCAAAGAUUACCUGUCUUCUCUGUUAAAGGAGAACUGUAGAACCUGUUAAAAACA